AUGGCAAAUUUCGUUCGCCCAAGCGUAAAUGCUCUGGCGAUGAGCAGCAAUCAGCAGAAUGGACAACUGAAUAAUGCUGUGCGACCGUUCUGCAAUCAGAAUCCAGCACCGUUUUGCAAUAGCGGUUGGAAUUCUUUGUGGAGUGGAUAUAUGAAUAAUAUGAUGAGACAAAUGCACGACAUCAACGAUUCACAUCGAGCCUUUAUGAGCCAAGCGAUGAAUCAAAUGCAAACGGCUGCCGCGAACAGGAACGAUUUAGAACGACUCUUAAUGGAGAUGAAUGCAAGAACCCAGCAAGCGAUAGCAGCAAUCAACAACAUUAAUUUUAAUCUGUCCAACCCUAAUGCCUUCAACCAGUUAAUCCACAAUAUUGCCAACAGCAAUCCGACACCUCUGGGCAAUCAACGAUUCAGUAAUAAUAUUUCGUACUCAUUCAGAAAUUGGAGCAACGCACCGUGUUGCAAUGAUCCUUGCUGUAAUCAAAACUGUGUGAAUUGUUCGGAUUGUGUUGACUGCCCGAAUUGCAAAGGUCCAUCGACUGGUAGUUUCAGUUUCUCGCAAGUCGGCUUUCGCGGUGAAAAUCCUCAGGUAAGAUGA
Messenger RNA from Anisakis simplex (herring worm), 597 nucleotides. The record is from the annotation of a GenBank genome assembly. Lineage: Eukaryota; Metazoa; Nematoda; Chromadorea; Rhabditida; Anisakidae.